CGCACGCGCACCACAGCUGGUGUCUCUCCAAGAAACAAUCCAUUAAAGGGAACCGAAGACUUUGCAUCAACCAACAAAAUGAAGGUUCCAUGGAGACAUGCACAAAGCAAGAAUCUGCCCUCUACAAUGAAGGAAGUCAUAGCAUCAGAGGAUGAGGAGGCAGUCUGAAAGUGAUUUGGUAUGCAGUAACCCAAGAAGACAUCUGGAGGAAAGUAAUUGGCAGUGUAAAAACUGUCGGAGCCGGGAUUGGUAUUCGGGAAUAAUCCUCUUCCCAUACGUGGAAUAUCGUCUGAACAGCAUGUAGCAGUGGAAGCUGCUUGAGACACAGCGAGAGACGCGCUCUCAGAAUUCGAGAGCCGGAGCAGGAGAAACAGAGAGAGAGAUGUUACUGGACAGCCUGCUAGAGCAUAUGGAUGCCAUUUGUAAAGCAGCGGUGAGAAUGUAAAGCGGAUUUCCAGACUGGUGAAGCAAGUUUCCUGACUCAUUUCUCUCAGACUAUGUCGUUGACCAACACAAAGACGGGCUUUUCUGUAAAGGACAUUUUGGACCUCCCUGACACGAACGAUGAAGAAGGAUCUAUCACUGGAACGGAGGACGACACGGAGGGCUCGGAACCCAGGAAAACGCCCGCUGGAGUUUUGGUGCAAAGUCCACUUGAAGGCGUUCAAAAUCUGCCUAUAAAGAACCCAUUUUUUGACACAAGUGACAAUCCUUACACAAGAUGGCUUGCCACCACGGACAGCAUCCAGUAUUCAUUGCACGGUCUAUCUGCUAACUCGCAAGACUCAUCAGCCAAAUCGCCAGAGCCCUCCGCCGACGAAUCACCGGACAACGACAAAGAAACUUCGAGCAAUGGCAGCGACUCCGGUAAGAAGCGCAAGAGGAGAGUGCUGUUCUCCAAGGCGCAGACAUACGAACUCGAACGUCGCUUCAGGCAACAGCGGUACCUUUCAGCACCCGAGAGGGAACACCUCGCUAGCUUGAUUCGCCUGACACCGACGCAAGUGAAAAUUUGGUUCCAGAACCACCGAUACAAAAUGAAGAGGGCUCGCGCCGAAAAAGGUAUUGAAGUGUCCCAUCUGCCCUCACCACGCCGGGUGGCCGUCCCGGUUCUAGUUAGGGACGGUAAGCCCUGCCACACGUUAAAAGCUCAGGACUUGGCAGCCACUUUCCAAGCUGGAAUACCCUUUUCCGCAUAUAGCGCCCAGUCCCUUCAGCACAUGCAAUAUAACGCCCAUUACAGCGCUGCCGCCACAACACAGUUCCCCUCGGCACAUCACUUGGUACAAACAUCACAGUGGACUUGGUGACUGAGACUGUGUGGGUCAGCUUCAUUGCGGGACUGAGAUUUGAGUUUCAAAAACAAAUCUAAAGGAGAAGGACUUUUUUUUCUCUGCGGCUUGACCCAUACCAACCGUUUCAUUUCGGGGCUGGCGUGUGCGUCAUGUUUACAUUUUCCGUUCAGCAAACCAGGUCUAGCCUCUACUUAGAUCUAAGAAUGUCAAUGCUCUUGUGAAAUUUUGUAAAGUAUGUUUAUGUGUUGUAGAAAAUGUUUUGUCCUUCGUGUCCCCAGCACGUAUAAAACCACUUUAUAAUUACAGAAAAUUUUAUUUCGUGCUUUUACAAUGGACCGAAAAUAUUUAUGGCCAAGAAUAAAUGGCAACUUUUAGCAGAUUUCUUUGGUUUCUGUUCCUUGUAAAUAUUUUUGUGACAAUUAAUUAUAGUUAUGACUCGGAGCGUAAAGCUCGAGGUAUGAGAAAACUCAAAAUAUUAUUGGAAGUUAAAAGGAAAAACAAAUGUUAAAACUGACGAUAUUGGCCAAUUUUAAUUAUGUGAAUAGUAAUUAAAACGCGCGCUGAUUGCGAGAA
This is a messenger RNA of Engraulis encrasicolus (European anchovy), 1868 nucleotides long. It is a transcript of the gene nkx2.2a, whose product is annotated as NK2 homeobox 2a. The record is from RefSeq and is a predicted model, not a curated record. Bases 498 to 1310 code for a protein of 270 amino acids. The transcript has 7 exons. NCBI's taxonomy places the organism in Eukaryota, Metazoa, Chordata, Actinopteri, Clupeiformes, Engraulidae. Gene Ontology annotation, molecular function: DNA-binding transcription factor activity, RNA polymerase II-specific; RNA polymerase II cis-regulatory region sequence-specific DNA binding. Gene Ontology annotation, cellular component: nucleus. Gene Ontology annotation, biological process: regulation of transcription by RNA polymerase II; cell differentiation.